This is a messenger RNA of Alosa alosa (allis shad), 1531 nucleotides long. It is a transcript of the gene samd13, whose product is annotated as sterile alpha motif domain containing 13. The record is from RefSeq and is a predicted model, not a curated record. Bases 213 to 506 code for a protein of 97 amino acids. The transcript has 4 exons. Gene Ontology annotation, molecular function: protein binding. NCBI's taxonomy places the organism in Eukaryota, Metazoa, Chordata, Actinopteri, Clupeiformes, Clupeidae.
AUCUGACGAGGUAACUGCCAUACCCACACACAGGCUGCAGUUGUUAGAUGCCACCCUCAUUGAAAGACAUUUGAGGGCAAAUAUUUCUGCUCUAUUAGACUAAUAAACGUAGCCAGAAAGUUACUUAGAAGAUUCCAUGUACCAUUGAUUAACUGAGCCGAAAUAAUAUGAAAGAACUCCUGUAGGUGACCCACUGUUCCUCUGUAGUGACCAUGGAGACUAAAGCGAACGGGUCUGUGGACAUCAAAAGCACGGUGGAGAAUGGUGAGCUUCCAGACCCUGCCCUGUGGGCGGUCGCUGAUGUUGUCAAUUACUUCAAAGCUACUGGGUUUGAGGAACAAGCAAACGCUUUCCAGGAUCAGGAGAUUGAUGGCAAGUCUCUUUUACUGAUGACUCGCAACGACGUCCUGACGGGUCUGUCGAUAAAGCUGGGACCAGCGCUGAAGAUCUACGAGUACCAUGUUAAGCCCCUUCAGACUCAGCAUCUUAAGACCAAUGUGUCGUAGCACUACUAACAAGUACUCUCUGAGGAGAAGACAAUCAUGACUGUGUGGAUGCUACAGGGUUCUACUUUUGAUGAGCGAGGAUUCUUCCAUUUCUUAAUCAUCAUAUGUGGGGUGUGGGGACACAGACAUUGCGAGAGGAAAGGGUGAAACUUCAUUGUACUACUGGAUGUUUUGAAAGGGGCAUAUUUGCAGUAUUUGUUGUACUGCUUAUACCUUCUUGUUGUUGUUGGGUCAUUAGAAAUAAUGAAAAUAUUGACUUGUUUAUUUUUAACUUAUGAUAGUGUGUGUGUGUGUGAGAGAGAGAGAGAGAGAGAGAGAUUGUGUGUAUCUGAGCUACGUGUAGAUGUUUUUUUUCCCCCUCAUGGAACCCAGAAGUCAAACACUACAUUGCACGUUGUAGUGUACUCCUGAUUUAUUGUGUGCAGUUUUCCCAAACUGAAUAGUCUGAAAGGUGAAUCUUUUAAUUUCAUUUGUAAAUACCAGGGAUGUUGGGAUUUGCAGUUUAUUUAACUUUUUAUAAAGAUUUGUGCAGUUUUGUAUCAUAGUAUAGUAAAAGCCAUAGCCCCUGAUUCUGUGGUCUCAUGAGGCCAAAUAUAGAUUAAUAAUGUAUGAAACCUGAUCAAAUCAGUGGUGCUAAUUUAUCUCAGAAGAGUACUUUACAUGGUGACUAUUGUUUUGAGAUCUUUGAAUCUGCUUAAAGUUAUAAUUUAUUUUUUAUUUUGUAAUAGAUGGCAAGUCAAAUCAUUUUAAAUGUAUAUCAAAAAAUGGAUAACCCAGAUAUUCAUGAAAUAUGUGACAGAUCAUGUUAAUAUUUUUAUUUUCAUCAGGUAAUAUAUAUCCUUGGUGUCCUUGGCGUGGUUGUUUAUGAGUUGUUGAAUGUGUGGAUCUUUUCAGUUGGCUGCUGUAUUGGAAACUGUGCUGGUUUUCCCUCAAGUAAUCAUUUGUUUUGACAUGACUACAAUUGUAUUGAUUUUGCGGAUGUUGACAAAUGCACAAGAACUAUAAAAGAGAUUUAUUUGAUAUGA